Molecule: messenger RNA, 721 nt
Organism: Rhineura floridana
Lineage: Eukaryota; Metazoa; Chordata; Lepidosauria; Squamata; Rhineuridae
Exons: 3
Coding region: 13-651 (212 amino acids)
Source: RefSeq, a predicted model, not a curated record
AUCCUUGCCACAAUGUUCGCUUCCCGGCUGUGUUUGCCGCUGCUCCUUGGGUGGGCCCUGCUUCUGGGGCAGCCGGCGUGGGGGACUGAGGAGGAAGAGCCUCCUUUGGGAGAGCCAAGCGAGGUGGAGCAGUCACUUCCGGAAGAGGAUCUGUUGAUGCUAAGGAGCCCCUGGGACUCGGAUGAACAUGUGGCGAGGAUGGCUACUGCUCAGUUAAGAUAUAUGCAAGAGGAAGCAGCCUACCAGCCACUGCCAGUCUCUCAUUACAUGAAGCAGAUGGCAGUGGCUGAGCUUAACAAGGGAAACCGGUAUGGUGAGCAUUUCUUCAAGCAUUUGGAGGACACCCAGAUUGACGUCAAGAAAGCAAAGGGGGUUAUGGCAUACGUCAGGAUGAUUGUGGAGAAAACCAACUGCACAAGAGAGGAUUUGAGCGGCGAGGAUGGCCCCAGCAUGUACACUAAUCCGUACCUGGACAGCCAAAAUUGUGCACUGCUGCCUGACUAUGAAAAGCAGGAAUAUGACUGCACAUUUCCAAUAUUUAUCGAGGAGGGUUCCAGACAGCCAAUCCCCUUCAGCUAUGACUGCAUGCCUGUGCCAAGAAUCGCCACUGGAAACUCCAAGGAAGAACUGCCGGGAUCCCUUGAGAAAUGAAGAAGACUCUGCCUCAUGUUUGGAUGCUGUUGGCCAGUUGUGCUGGCAGGGGCGGGGGGCAGGGGGGAGC